GUUGACUUUGAUCAGGAAACACGCACUUGCUUCUUGUAAGUUCUGCCGUAUACUCGUUCAUUUCAUUAUACGAAGAAAUGUAUAUUUCAUCUGCAGUUUUUUCUUCGAUUCUUGUUUUUCAAACAGUGGUGGUAGUGUGUUUCAAUAAAGAUGACUUGGAUAAAAUCGACAGCGUUCAUCAAGAGGUGCCUUGUUCUAGUCAAGGUGGAAUGUGUGUCAUAGCAUCAGAUUGUCCUGCCGGUCUUCUAAGUCAAAAAAGGGGUCUUUGUCCUUCACAGCAAAGCCAUAGCGUCGAAUGUUGUUUUGGAAGUUCCAUUAAGGAGACAAGGUGCAGAAAAUUAGGAGGAGAAUGCAAGCCAUUGUCGGACUCCUGUUAUAUGAUUCCUACAUAUCAACAUUCUACUGAUUGUCCUGAAAGUAGCAAAUGCUGUAUUUUGGUAUAGGAUAUAAUAAUUUUCGCCAUGCAACCUUGCCCUUCCAUCAAUGAUAAGAUUAUUCUGGCCAAUAAGCCUGAGAGCGUGCUGAUGAUAGAUCGAGUACAGAGUUAAGCUAAACACAUCGUCAUCACCCGCGUAUACAUGCCUACACCUGUUUCUAAAAUAUUGCAAAACUUGAGUUGAUAAUAAUUUUCGAUAUGACUGUGCUUGGAUACCAAAUUGUCGUAUUUAGUCUAGGUACGCAUUCUUAUAAUCACCAUCCUCCUUGCCAGGGCUAGACCCACGGCUUUCUGACAUCUAAUCCCAGUAGAUUCUUGUAUAAUAGUAUACAUUAAACAUUAUUUCUAUGCACUUUGACUAUUGACAUUGGUCUGACCUAUACUUCGUAUUAUUUAGUUGUCGCAUAAGAGAGAACGUAAAGCACGAAGCAUCAGGUCUUUUAUAUGAGAUAUUUUUUGCCACAACUGUCACAAUUUCUUAAACAGAUAUUAAAAAAAAAAUACUAUUGUUUUUCUACACUAAAAUUAUAAAAGUGUUUUUCAUAUUUAUGUAUAAAUAAUACUUACAAUAAUACAUUUAAUUAUAAAGUAAUUA
Messenger RNA from Leguminivora glycinivorella, 1031 nucleotides. RefSeq names its product U-scoloptoxin(19)-Sm1a-like. NCBI's taxonomy places the organism in Eukaryota, Metazoa, Arthropoda, Insecta, Lepidoptera, Tortricidae. The transcript has 3 exons. The record is from RefSeq and is a predicted model, not a curated record. The coding region runs from base 78 to 443 and encodes 121 amino acids.